AUGCGCAGACAUCCAGGUCCUCCGCCUUAUGGUCCGCGUCGCGCAGGAUCCGCCGCGCCCGCUGGCGCGCACGCUGGCGCGCACGGCUAUGGUGGCGGACAGGGCUACACUGGCGGCGGCGGAAGCAGCGGUUAUGGCGGACACGGGUACACGGGGGGAGGCGGUGGCGCAGCUAGGGGCCCGCGCGGAGGCAGGUCGCCGUAUGCGCAGCAUCCUUCCGCGCAACCGCCCGCCGUGCAAGCUCCCCCAGCGGCGCAAGCAACUCCCCCGCCUCCCCCUCCGCCAGCCCCCGUGAACCCCGCCGUGGCGGAUGCCGGCGCGCGGGCUGUGCGGUGGCUUGAGGAGGCAGCGGAGGGAAUCGGCGCUGACGUGGCGUUGCGCGGAGCGGCCAGCGAUUCUGGAGCCACCAGUCGUUUCUUGACAGCUGGUGGCGAUGGAUUGCCUCAAGAGGUGCAGUCCAUAAGCCGAGUGGCGUCGCUACUCCAGUCGCCCAUGGCAUCUCAAUUGCUCGCCUGGGAGCCCACAGCCAGUCGCAUCUGGAUGCUGCUCGAACGCCUGCUCGCACACAGGGAUGCGGUCAUCCAAUCAGCAGCUGCUUCUGCCAUUGGCGUUGCAGCGGCGGUGCGCCUCCCGUCCGAAUCGACCCCUCUUUCUCCAGGCGCUGCAGCUCUGCCAGCUGUCGCCGUCUCAUUUGCAGGAGCGGAGCGUCUCUUUGCGUGGGCCCUCCCCCAGCUCACAGAUCCCAAUGCUGACGUGGCAAACACGCGCCUCGCCCUGCUGGCAGCUGCCCCCUUCUGCCAGCUGGCACCCGCGCCUUUGCCAGAUCCGAACUCAGCCCCAGCUGCUGCUGCACCGGCAGGAGCAAAUGCAGCAGCAGCAGCAGCGACGGCAGCAGCAGCGACGGCAGCAGCAGCGGCGUCAUCAUCAGCAGCAGCAGCGGCGGCAUCAUCAGCAGCAGCAGCGGCGGCAUCAGAGCCAUACGUCUCCAGCUGUGUGCUGGCCUGUCAGGGCCUGCUAGAGGACGAAGGAACGCCGCCCACGCUCCUCCCGCCCAUCCUCUCCGUCCUCGUCGCCGUCGCAGAGCGCUUUCCCGGAACCUUCCUGCAGCAGUUUGAAGAAAUCAUAGACCUGCUGCUGGGGUGGGCCAUGGAGCCGUCAGUUUUGCCGGCUAGCCGGCAGCUUAUCGGCGGCUGUUUCUUGCGGUUUGGCCGGCAGUGGCGGGAGAAGGGAUCAUUCACUCGAAACGUGCUGCUGAAAUUGGUGGGAGAUAUUGAAACGGAGGUGAAAGCAGGUAACGGGGCGGGUGAUAGUGGUUCUGCUGGUGUUGCUUCUGGGGCUGUCGGUACUGCAGGAGGUUCUGGCAGUAGUGUUGGUGGGGGAAGGAGCAGGGCAGCAGCAGCAGCAGCAGCAGCAGCAGCAGCGGCAGCGGCAGCGGCAGAAGAGGCAGACGCUUCGGAUGCUCGCUUGGCCGCGCUGACUUUGUCUUUUAGUGCCGUUCUGGGCGGCGUGACAGGCUGGCGAGGUGUCCCUAGUGCCAGCACUCGUAGCGGGGCUGUUGGGGGAAGUGUGAGUGGCACGGUUAUUGGGAAUGCAGCAGUUACGCGCGGGAAUGCGGUUGGGAGAGAGGAUGAAUCAUGGCGGCAGGUGGUUCCUUUGGAGAGCCUGUUCCGGCGCUGGCUGGUGCUGCUGCGAGAUCUCCUGCAGGUGGACAUUCAGGUGGAUUCUCAGGUGGAGGGAGGAGAUGGUGGGACAGCAGAGCCAGUGGCAGCAGUGGGGGCGAGGGCAGCAGCAGGAGGGGGAGUAGCAGGAGGGGGAGCAGCAGGAGGGGGAGUAGCAGGAGGGGGAGCAGCAGGAGGGGGAGUAGCAGAAGGUGGAGCAGCAGGAGGGGGAGGGCAGGUGAGGAGGGUGCCAGUGGGGAGAGCAGGGGUGGCACGGGUGGCAUGGGUGGCGGAGUGGUGGGCUGUGCUGCCUAUCUUUGUCUGGGCACUUUGUGUUGGUGGUAACCACGCGCAGUUGUGGAAAGGGAAGGUACAGCAGCACCAGGAGCAGCACCAAGAGGCGCUGCCUCGUUUCUCUCCUGUUGGGCAGUUUCUAAGAAGCUUCUAUGUGCCAGCUGUCGCCCCUCUCCUGAACGCCGUCGCCAGCACGCGCCUCUUCCCGCCGCCCGCCCUCGCGGCCGUGCUGCGCUGCCACCUGGCGGCGCUUGAUUCGCUGCGCGGGCUCUGUGUGACGGAGCUGCAGGCUCAACUGGCGGAGGUGGUAUCUGUCAAGUGCAACACAGGAGAUCAGCGAGGCCAACAGCAGCAGCAGCUGCAGGGAAGAGAAGAAGACCUUACGACAGGAGUACGAAACGCAGGAGCCGGAAAAGAAGGAGAUGGGAAAGACGUUUUGCCCAAAAGUUCCUUUGCAGCAGACCCCCUGGCUGCAGCCUUCUCUGCGCUCCUCUUUGCCCGCCCCUAUGCCCCGCUCCCUCUCCUCCGCCUGCACCCCCACCCUGCUGUCACCUCCGCUGCAGCCGACACCCUCCUCUCCCUCCUCGCCUUCCCUCCUCUCGCACUCCUUUCCUCUACCUCAGUCAUCCUUCCCGUCGCCCCUUCUUUGCCGUCCUUCCCCCGUUCCUCCUACUCCCUCCCCUGCUCCCCCCUGUCAGUGCCGCUCGCCUUCCUGCUGGCAGAGAUGCGAGACUGCUACCGCUGUGUCAUUCCCACCACACACUGCAGCAGCACUGGUAACCAGGCGACUGGUGGGGUUGCUGGCGAGGGGGCAACCGGGGCAGGAAAGCAGCAGAGGAAGAAGAGGAGAAGGGCCGUUCACCCACGGGGCUAUCGUGCCCUCUUUGACUGGUCACCCAACUCCGCGCUGGAAGGCUGGUGCAGGCAGCAUGGCUCCCACCUAUUUCCGUCUGCUGCUGACGUGGCGGAGUGGGAUUGGACGGUGGAGGAAGCGGAAGCGCUCCUGCGGUUUGACCUGGUGGCUCUGUCCUCGGGGUUGACCCGCGGCGCUCUGCUGUGCGCCGACAGCAUGAGAUUUGAUGCAGCAGCACCAUCACCAUCACCGUCAGCACCAGCAGCAGCAGUGCGGCUCCAGCAGAAAAUGGCAGAAGGAAUCUCCUCGCUGCUCUGUGCACUUGUUUCAGACUUCCGCCACUGGACCCACCGCCUCUGGCCACUCCCGCGCUGCCAGGUGGCGGCGUUUCACGGGCUGAGGUCCGCCUCUCAGGCAGCAUUCCGAGGCGAGUGCAUGCUGCUGGGGUUUGAUGCGGCAACUAUCGCAAGCACAUCCGUUAUUGUCACAGCCACUACAGCUGGAGCCACCGCCACAAGUGCUUUCCCAUGUGCACCUGUUACUGCCGGCGUUGGAAAUGCUUCUUCUGCGGAAUCAGAGAGUACAAGCGCUGAGAUCGGUACCACUAAGGAUGGCACUGGCAAGUCUCUGAUUGGGGGGAGGAUUAGGAGCAGCACCAGAGGUGCAUCUGCAGCUGCUCUUGUGCUUGCUGAGCUGGCGCUUAGCUGGCGUGACGUGGCGUGGGCAUUGCAGGAGGGCGACUCCUGUGCUGGUCUGAAGCUGGAGGCUCUGGCAUGGCUUCGACAGAUAUCUGAGUCAGCAAUGGCUGAGUCAGCGUUGUCUGAGUCAGUAGCAACACAAGCACCUACAGCAGGAGGAACAGCAUCACAAGCGGCAGCAUUCACACAGUCACUUCUCCACUCAAUCGUCCCCCUUUCCCUCCCCACCAUCCCUCCACGCCUCCUCCUCUCUCUCACCUCCUCUCUCCUCCACCCUUCUCUCUCCAUCCGGCUGGCAGCAGCUGACAGCUUGUCGCUUCUCGCAGCCACAGGGGCGCUCUUUGGCCGGCAAGCUUUGUCUGUAGCGCAAGUGGCGCUGUUCCUGGCGGGCGGCGAUCACGAUUCCGCCAUCCGCAAGGCAAUGCAGGAGUUGCUUCAGAAGGCGCUGCUCUCUGCUGCUGUCUCCCCCACUGUCCCCCGUCCUCUCCCCCUCUCUCCUCUCCGUCCCCUCACUCCCUCUUGCUCUUCUCUCACCUCUCCUCUUCUUACUAUCUCCUCUCCGUCUCUUGUUUCUGAACCACCUGAGAUUCUUCGUGGGCCGUCUUCAGGUGAAGCAUGGCUCCUGAAAGCUGCGGUUUCAGGUGAAUUGCCAGUCCACCUGGCGUCGGCGUCAGGUGAUUUGCCGCUCAAGCCACAUCAGCUCGUGGGGGUUCUCAACCUGCUCUCCCGCAAGCAGUCCACGUCAGCACCGCCGCCGCAUCCUGAUUGGCUGCUGCGGAUCCUGCUCACCCUCCCAUCCUCUCCUCCCUCCACUUCCUCUCUCCCCUCACCUCCUACUGCUUCUUCUCAAACCAUAUCAGCAGCAGCAACAGCAUCAAUUGAAGCAGAAGCAGCAGAUGGAGAGCUGGACAGCUGGCGCCAGCUGGCGGCGGUGAACGGUGAGCUGGCGCUGAGGUGGCUGGUCCAGCUGGCGGCGCGGCAGUGCAUGAGCGGGCGGCUGCGCACGCAUUACGGGGGGGCAUCUGCCACGUUUGCAGCCUUUGAACGGAAUCUCUCUGACGCCACCAAUCCCACUGUCGCCCGCCUGCCCCUGCUGCCCGAAGGGGUGGUGGUGGUGGUGCCAGGGAAGGGAGGGACUCGAAGAGGAGGGAAAGAAGCCUCGGCUUCAGCUUUGGGCCGAACCAGCUCAGCAGGUUCGGGUGGAGCUGGUUUGGCAGGUGGAUAUGGGAGUAGUUCCUCAGCUUCAUCCCCUCAACUGUCCCUCUCUUCCUCUCCCUCUCUCUCAUCUUUCCCUGCUCCCUCGCUCUCCUCCUUCCCAGCCCCAUCCACCUCCUCUUUCACUCUCCUCUCCUCCUCCUCCGCUUCCCCCUCCCUCUCCACCUCCGCCUCUCCCCCUACCCCGCCCAACCUCCCCCCUCCUCUCCCUCCCAUCUGCACCGGUGCUGAGCUGGCACUCGACCCCGAAGCGCCACGUCAGCACGAGCUGGCGCUGAUUUCCCUCCUCGAUUUCAUGGAGGCUUUAGAACGGCAGGUCCAGUCAGCAACGGAGGGCAACUCCUUCACACCCCCACCCUCCAACCCUAACAGCCUCGGGUUUUUCCGAGCCAACAGGCGCGUGUGCGAGGAGUGGUUCGGAAGGUUUCGGGAAGGACUGGUGCAUUUGGCGCUGGGCGUGGGGCGGAAUGGAGCUGUGGUUUUCCAUGCAGGGAAGAAACUAGGGGAGCUUAAGUGCCCUGUAGAAGUGAGGGAGUGGGAGUGGGAGUGGGACGAGGAUGGGGAUGGGGACGGGGAGGGGGAGCGGCAGCAGCUGCUGCAGCAGUUUCAGCAGCAGCAAGGGUGGGCCAGCUCAGCAACAGAUGUCGCUCACGCGGUGCGCCACCUGGCAUUCGGUCUGUGCCAGUCCCGCAAUCCAGAUGCGAUUGCUGGGCUGAGGGAGUGGCUUCAGGUGCUCGUGCGGUCGCUGCCACACCCUCCUGGCUCUGCUCCUGCUAACGCAAGAACAGCAGCAACCGCAGCAUCAGGAGGAGGAGCAGCCGAGCUUCUACAGAAACAUGUGUGGCUCUUGAAGGGGAUGGAGCUGGAGGCAGAUGGAAGGUUUGAGGAAGCUGCCGAGCAUUACAGAGGAGCGAUGGAGACAGGAAGAGUUGGUGAUAGUGGUAGUGGUGCUGGUGGUGAUGAUGGUGGGGUAAGAGGAACAAAGGCGACGGGGGUGGUGGAGAAGAGUGGGUUGGGGCGAGCGGGGCAGUUAGGAGCCGAAGAAAAGGAGGGACAGGGAGGGGGAGAGGGGGAGGGCGAGGGGUGUGUGAUGGGUGCGCGGCUGAUAGACGUAUACAGCGCUGUGGGGGACUUGGAGCAGCUGCAGGCGUUCCUCAAGGUGCUGCUGGGUGCUGCUGGGUGCUCUGCUCUCUUCUUUGCUGCCAAUCCUCUCAGCCAAUCAGCUGAAGCUGCCACAUCAGCGUGCCUUCAUUACCAGCAGGAUCUGUCAUCAGCUCUCUCCCUCGCAUGCUUCGACCCGCUCCUCCUCAACCCCAACCCCAACCCCAACCCUUCUGCGGACAACCUUCUUGCUGGGAGCGCGGAUUUGGGAAGAGCAGCCCACCGAGCCCCACCUUUGCUGCUGCCGCCGCCGCUGCUGUCAGCGCUGGGUCGGCCUCUGUUGUCUCUAUCCGCAGAGGGCUAUCCCGUGAACCCAGCAGCAGCCAUGCCACUGGCGCUAGCAGCACUGGAAUGCUCUCUCCUGCAGGGCACACUAGUAGGACUGUCCAACACACGGGAGCAGCACCCCCAUUUUGAGGCGCCUCAACAGUACAACGCACCGGAGCAGCAGAACAAAUCACAGCAGCAGCAGCAGCAGCAGCAGAAGCAGCACAGGGAUGGGAAUCGUCAGCUCCACAUACACAACCUGUUUGGUUCCAACGGGUUUGGAGGAGAAGAUUCUUUGUUUGCCAGCUGUCACGAUGGCAUAGGCUCGCUGCUCUGGGAGCUGCCCCCUUGGCUCGGGGUGCUCCAAGCCUGCCAUGUUGCCCAGCCACGGCAUGCCGAAGCUGCCUCGGUGCUUCGGCUGCAUCUGGCCCGGCAGGCCAGGCUCGGUGGGAACCUGCGGCUGGCGAACCGGUUGCUGUCUGGUUCGGUGGCCGCUCCGGCAGAGCAGCAGCAGGUUUGGCGAGAUGAUGUGAGAGAAGAGCUGGGGAUGUGGAGGGCGAUAGAGGCGUGUGAGGUGGCACAUGCGGAUGGGCGACACCUGGAUGCUGCGAGAGGCAUGUGGUCCGUCUGUGGCCCAGCUAUGGCUGCCAUGCCAUCUGCUGCCGCAGCACACACAGGAGCAGGUGCAUCAGCAUCAGCAUUGGCGUCAGCAUUAGCGUUGGCAUCAGCAUCAAUCCGUCUUUCUCCUCACUGCAAUCCGCUCGCCGCCCACGCGUGUCUCAAGCUCGCCAGCUGGCUGCUUCCCAUUGGCUCCUUCAGCCAUGGGGUUGGGGGCAAUUCAGGAAAGGGACAGCUGGCAGCUUUGGAUUGGCUCUUGGCCAGCACAGCGAAUGGGUCUUCUUUGGUUCUCCCCCCUCCGUUAGUGUCACAUGGGGUGCAGUCACAGCAGCUUGCCACAUCCAUGGCCGCCGGAUCCUCCUUCACAGAUUCAAUCCGAGCCGUCCAUUCCAUCCAACCAAAUUUCACUCCGGAAUCAGAUCCAGCCACCCGAACCGAUCCUGCUGGCCGAUUUUAUCCCGCAUCAGAAUCCAACCCUGGAAAGCCGGAUCUUUUGUCUGUAGCAGGGGCGGCGGUGUGGGCGGCAGUGGGAGCAUGCAGCGAGAUGUCGCAAGCGUGGCUGGCAUACGCCCAGUGGCUGGACUGCAUGGCUGACACACGCAUGCCCCGCCAUGCUGGCACGCUUGCUGCUGACGUGGCGCGAGGCGACAGCACAGGAGGGGAAGGAGAGGGGAGGUGCAAGGAGGAGGAGGAGGAUGAGGAGGAGGUGGAUGUGGUAGCAGCGCUGCCUGCUUCUCUUGAUGACGAUUACAGUGCUGAUGCUGCUGUGCCUGCUCCUGCUGGUGGUACGGCCGGCAUGGGUGCAUUGAGCUCCAGGCAGGGUGCUAUCUCCCCACCAUCAUUUCAUCUACCGGACACGCUGUCGCUCUCCCCUGCACUCUCUCCUCUACGGGCCGGUUUUGGUGCUGCAGCAGCAGCAACUGCUGCUGCUGCUGCUGCAGAAACCGCCGCUGCUGCUAGAGAAGGGGUGCAUGCCGCAAGUAGUGCAUCGGAGGCUGCUCCUGCUGGGUUCACGGAGGGAGAAAGGGACACAGUGCUGUGUGUUGUUACCGACCUUCUGAAACACCUGCAGCUGGCCAAAACUGAUGGUGCUAGUGCUGCUGGCGGUGGCGCUGGUGGUGGUAUUGAUGCUGAUACUGCUGCCAGUAUUGGCGUCUCUGCUGAAUCAGCCACCAACAAGGCGGCAGAAACGGCAGCAGAGGAAGCAGAAGCAGCGCAAGCAUCCGCGCUCCCAGCUGCCCAAUCACUGACUGCCACGUGUCUGGCAAUCAUGGACCAAUUACUGCUGCUCCCAGCCCCUCCUGCCUCUCCCGCCCCUUCCGCCCUGCCCUCCCACACUCUUGCCCAGCCCCUCUCUGUGUCCCCCUCUCGGUUCAAAGCCAUGGGACCAAACGGAUUGCAUGUGGGCAGCAGGGAGGGAGGUCUGGGUGCAGUAGAGGCGCGUGGGUUGGGCGGUGGGUUGGAUGCGAGGUGCAUGGGAGGUGUGUCAGGGGCGAGUGAUCAGGUAGAGGAGUGCUUGUGGCAGGAGCUGAUGCAGCAGCUGAGUGCAGCAGUGGUGCAACAGAUGACAGCCGUGCUGGGAGGAGGAGAGCAGCUGGACUAUUGUGGCGAGGAUAACAGCGGGGAUGCUGCUGCUGCUGCUGCUGCUGUUGCUGGCGGUGCUGCUGCUGUUGCUGGCGGUGCUGCUGCGUCAGCUGUGGCAGCGGUGGCAACGCCAGCAGCGGCAGCAGCUGUGGCAGCAGCGGUGCAUCAGCUGCUCGCCACCUGGCGCGCCGCCCGCUUCCGCGCGCUGUCAACGCGACACCUGGCAGCCCGCGCGUACAUGCGGUCCCUGCAGCUCUCUGGGUCUGGGUGGGGUGGGUCGUACUCGGGGGAGGCAGGAGGGGGAGGUGGGGUGUGCAUUGAAGGAGGAGAGGCUGGUGGGAGGAGUGGGGAAGAUGGCGCAAGGAAGAGCAGGAAGAGGAGUAAAGGGAGUGUGAGUGGUGCAAGGGAGCAUGGCAGGGGAGAAGAUACGAUGACCAGGAAGGAGGGAUGGCCGCAGGGGUUGGAGAGAGGUCAGAAGGGGUGUGAGGCUGUUGGGAUGGGUGGGGCGAAGCAGAGCGGAUGGGAGGGGAGGAUGGAGGAGGAUGGUGGGUCAUGCGGGGCGGCGGUGGCAGGUGGGAGUGCGGUGCUGACAUGUGUCGCGAUGCGAGUGGUUGAUAUUCUCAUGCAGCACGGCUCGCAUAUGCCGCCCGUGGUUGCCGCCCCUGUGGAUGUCGGAUGUCCACACGCCUGGCAGCCCAUUCUCCCGCAGCUCCUGGCCGCGAUAUCGGCGCAGCGCAGCGCGGCAGUCAGGCUGCAGCUGACACGUGUCCUGCUCUCAUUGGCCGGCGCCGCCCCGUCCCUGGUGGUGUACCCGCUGUGUGCAGCUGAGAAGCAUCGCCUGCAGCACCUCAGCCUCGCGCUCGCCUCCCUCCCUGCUGCUGCUGCUCCUCCUCCUACUGCCUCCCUCCCUCCCGCUGCUCCUCCCACUACUGCCCCUCCUACUGCCCGCUCUCCUACUGGCAUUCCUUCUGCCCCUCCUACUGCCCCUCCUACUGCUCCUCCUCCCGCUCUCCUUCCUAACUCUACAACUGCUGGUUCGGCCACUUCUGCCAGUGCUGCCGAUGCAUCAGUUGCUGUUGAUGACGUGGCAGCUGACCUGGCAUGGCACGUGGCGCUAUCGCAAGCCACGCCUGGUUGGCAUCAGCUGCGAGCUGCUCUCUCCUUCCUGCUCCGCCCUCUCAUCGCUGCAGCUGUAGCCGCGCUACAGUCGCCGCCCGCUGAUGUCAGCAGCGGCGCACUACGAGACAAAUGCCGCCCGCUGGAGGCGGCUGUAGCGGCGCUGCAGAGGGAGCAGCGGCGGUACCUCUCGCUGCCAGCUGUCGUACCAGGAUUCGCCGCUUUAAGGGACACUGCUGCCCCUGUUCCUGGUUGCUUAUCCAACUCUGUUACAAGCAGAUUCGUUACAGGGAGUAGUGAUCCUGACGCUCUGAUUAAUUCAUGUGCUUAUAAUGAAGGGCUAGUGACAGUCGCUGCUGUGAGAGAUAAAGUGGAAGUUCUCAGCACCAAGACCCGCCCGAAGCGCAUCGUGAUCGUCGGAUCCGACGGCCAGGAUCGCAGCUUCCUGAUCAAGGGCCGCGAGGACCUCAGAUUGGACGCACGGAUCUCCCAGCUCUUCCAGGCAGCCAAUGGGCUGAUGCAGAGCCACGGACCAACCAGGAAGCGACAGCUGGCGGUGAGGCAGUAUGAGGUGGUGCCUACGGGGAGUCAGUCAGGCAUGAUCCAGUGGCUUGAAGGGUUGCAUAGUCUGUACUCGCUGUAUAAGGCGUGGCAGUCCCGCCAGGCUGCUGCUGCCACCGCUGCUGCUGCUGCCGCUGCUACUGCUGGUGGGGUUGGUGCGGCUGGUGGUGCUGCAGGUGGUGGUGCAGGAGGGAAAGGAGGAGCAGCAGCACCGGCAGUAGCAACGCAAGCAGCACCAGCAGCAGCGGCGGUGGUGCAGCGGCCCACGGAGAUGUUCUUUGCCAAGGUGGCGGCCGCGCUGCAGGCCAGAGGCAUGAGCCGCUCCACGCCGCGCUCUGAUUGGCCGGCGGACGUGAAGCGCAGCGUGUUUGAUGAGCUGGCAAGGGAGGUGCCACGUCAGCUGCUGGCAAAGGAGAUGUGGAGCUCAACGACUGGCUCUGAGGGGUGGUGGGACAAGCAGCAGCGAGCCUUGGAGGUCGACGGUGUGCUCCAAGGGGCGGUGGGGCAAGCAGCAAUGGUGAGUGAAAUGAUGCAAAGGGAUGGAAUGGCCAUGGGUUGUGGAACGAUUCCCCCCCUCUUCACAUCCAACACAUCCCUCCUUUUCCUCAUUUCUUCUCUCAACGCCUUCUCCUUCCUUACCUAUAUUGGCGUCCUCCUUCCUUCCUUAUCCCCACCAUUCCAUUCACACACGCGUCUGUCUCGCUCCCCUCUCCCCCCCUCACCCACCAGCUACACAGCAUCAACAGCAGUCACCAGCACAGCGGGCUACAUCCUUGGCAUCGGCGACCGCCACCUCGACAACAUCCUCUGGGACCUCUCCUCCUCCUCCUCCUCCUCUUCCUCUCACUCCUCCGCCCUCGCUUCGACCUCUUCUGCCGGCUCAGUGGUGCACAUAGACUUCACGGUGGCGUUUGACAGGGGCCGCCUGCUCAAGGUGCCGGAGCUCGUGCCGUUCCGCCUCACCACCACGCUCCGGGGAGCCAUGGGGCUGCCCGGUGCUCUCUCCCCGUCCGGCCCGUUCGUCUCUGCUGCUGUCGCCGCGUUUGAGGCUAUGCGGGGCGGGCUGAUGGGUGGGGGCGAGUGGGGCGGGAUUGGGGGUGAAUGGGAAGGGGUUGCUGCUGCUGCUGCUGGGGUAAAAGCAAGGCUUGGAAGAAGAGAGCGUGUGGGGAUGGGGGGAGGAACGGGGAGUGCAGCAGCAGCAGGAGGGGCGUUGCUGCCAGCACUUAUGAAUGCGUUCCUCUGGGACCCUCUGGACGAGUGGGGAGGCCCGCUCGCCCCCGCUGCUGCCACUGCCACUCCCAAACCUGCUCCUCCUGCUCCUGCGGCUGCCCGUACUGCUGCUGCACCAGCACCCUCUGCUGCAGCCAUGCCAGCACCCUCUGCUGCAGCCAUGCCAGCACCCUCUGCUGCAGCCAUGCCAGCACCCUCUGCUGCAGCCAUGCCAGCAGCUCCCGCCCCUACCAAAGCCAACCCCGAGGCUGCUCCUCGGCCUGCAUUUCCAGGUGGUAUCUGGGACGGGGCGCUGCUGCCGUGGGAGGCGGAGGUGGUGACAGGCGCUGCUGCACUGGGCGAACCCAGGGGGAGGUGCACCUGGGGAGGGUGGCAGCAGAGCAACGGCAGCAGCAGCGAGAUCAUCAGUGCUGCUGCACGCUCAGACAAGGGAGGGGCAAUGGGAGCUUCAGUGGAGGCGAUGCUUGGUGCUGCCAUGACACUUCAUGCCUUGACCCACUCUACCUGCUCUUCUUCCUCCUCUUCCACCGGUCCCUACCUCCUGACAUUGGCUCUCAGCCUAUCCGAUGCCGCCAAGUCAGCUGCUGUGUCUGUUCAGCUUCUUAUUGACACGUCAGAAUCCAAGAAUCAGGCUCGCUCCGACCUCGUAGCAGCCCAGGAAUCCUCUAAGAAGCUUCUCACGGAAGAGGAAGCUUCCAGGCAAACGCUGCGAGCAGCCAUGGAAGCCCUCUCUCGCCUCGGCGACCAGCAUCGGGGGAAGGCUCGGCGCGCCGAAGCUAAGGCCGCAGCAGCCAUGGAUGCCGUGGGCGAGGCUCGGCGGUGGUUGGACGACAAGCGGGCAGCGCUUGCUGAGCUGGCACCAUCCUUGCCGCCAGCUGUCACUGUCUCUGGUGUUCCCACGCCUAGUCAGAGUGGUGGGAGUGGGAGUGGCAGCGCCCGUGCUGCUGGAUGGUUGAUGGGGGAGGAUGUGAGGCGGUGGGCUGCUGCUGCACUGGGCAACAUGGCAUGGCAGGAUGGCCGUGCGGAUGCCACCCUGCCGUUACUCCUCUCCUCAUCCUCCCCCUCCUCAUCAUCUCCAUCAACAUCAUCGUUCCAGUCACUAUCACUUUCAUCACAGCCGGUAGCGUCAGUGCCUAGCAGCACGCUCUCUCUUCUGGAUAUCGCUACCAAUCCAUUGCCCUCCUCUGCUCCUCUGCAGCCACAGCAGCAGAAGCCGCAGCAGCCAACGUUGCUUCCCCUCGCCGUCAUCCCUGAGGCUCUCCGUGCCAGCUGUCGCCAGCUGGACCUCCACGUGUGCCAGCUGGCGGCCGCGCGCUGCCGUGCCGUGCUGCGAUUGGUCGGCGGGCUGAGGGCGUAUGGGGAGGCUGCGGUGGUGGCAGGCGGGGUGGGGGUGACGGGAGGGAAGAGAGGCAGGGCGCAGGGAACAGUAGUAGCAUCUUCUGAGCAGGUUGCGAGCGAAGGUGAAGUGGAAGAGGUAUGUAGCAGGCAACCACUGCACGCCCCCCUCCCCACUGCAACUGUCUGCAUCAACUCGUAUCUGAGCACGAGCGCUGUAAGCCGGUGGGCGCGUGCACUGGAAGCCACUGUGACAGCUGCAGGGCUGAGACCUCUGCCUGCUGGUGUGGGCGAGAGGGAGAUGCGCGAUGAGGCGCGGGCUGCCAGAGAGGUGCUGGAUGGGAUGGGGCGGGUGGAUGGCGGGGUGGGGGCUCCUGAUGCCUGCGUUGUUGCUCCUUAUGAUGCUGAUGUGGUUUCUACUGAUGUUUCCACUGCUGCUUCUGUUUCUGCUGCUGCUGCUUCUACUGCUGCUGCUGGUGCUGCUGAUGCUGCUGCUGGUGCUGGUAGUGCUGUGGGCAGUGGUGAUAUUACUGCAGAUCCAGCUGCUGCAGCGAGCAGUGCGUCAGGCACACAUCAUGCACACCUCGUUGCUGCAGCAGGCAGUGGUGGCACACAGUCCGCACUAGCUCCAAUGGUAUCAGAGCACCUUCCCCCAGUCGUUCCUCUUUCUUGCUACAGAGAAUCCUUGCAAGCAGCGCUUGCUGCGCUUCGUUCUGCUCGCUCCCUCUCCUCCCUCCACCUCCACCACCUGCUGCCGAGCCUCGUUCCGAGCCUACUUCCGAGCCCAGUUUCGAGCCCCGUUCCGGACAUGUCGAGUGCAGCUUCGUCACUAGAUAAGCAGGCUGUCUCGUCGCCUCUUGUGGCCCAGUUCCUGGAAGCUUCUGACAGGAUUGAGCGUCUGGUGCAGGGAGGGGGGAGGGGUGACAGUACGGAUGGUGAUAGUAGAGUGGGGAAGGAACGCAGCAGUGGUGGUGUGGGUGGUGACGUGGAAGAGGGUGACUCAUGGCUGCUUGGUGCUCUGGAGGAGGAGGAGAGGGCUAUAGAGCAGCUCAUGGGCUCACUCCCUGCUGCUUCUGCUCCUGCUCCAGCUGCUGUUGCUGGUGCUGGUGCUGGUGCUGGUGCUGGUGCUGGUGCUGGUGCUGGUGCUGGUGCUGGUGCUGGUGCUGGUGCUGGUGCUGGUGCUGGUGCUGUUGGUGCUGAUGUUGCUGGUGCGAGUGAUGCGGCCACUACUGCAGAGGUUGCAGGGGAGCAGCAGCCAGGCAACAAGGGAACGGAGCAGGCAGCCUCUGCACCGUCCUCUCCUUCCCUCGCACAGCAGCAGGAGCCCACCGCGCUGAUCCACCUCUACCGGUCGUUUGACUCUCUUGCAGCAGCGCACUCUGCCUUCCUAUCACUCCUCCCAACCUCCACUGUCCCGGCUGCUCUUGAUGCUCCACUCACCACUACUGCUGCAGCAAAACCAGCAGCAACCUCCACUCCUCUCCUCCGUCUGCCUCCGUCAGUUCGUCUGUUUGUGGUGCAGGUGCAACUGGUGGCUGCAGUGCUGCGAGCCUGUCUGGCUGAGAGGAAGGCAGCAAACGCAGGGCGAGCUGAGGAGGGGAAGCAGGAGAGUAUCGAGAAAAGCAUAUCCGGCACAGAGGCAGAAGGAAGGGGUGAGGACUUGGAGGGGCAGGAGGGAAGUCAGAGUAGAGAAGCUGCUCUUUUCAAGAAGAUCCAUGUGGCGAUUCGUGAUUGGUUGAGGGCAUACACUACUGAGUGUGUGGGGCCGCUAGUGGAGGGUCUGGUGUGUGGGUUCGUGCAUCGUGCCAAUCUGUCCGCUGUGCUCCAUGCUCAUUCUGCCACCGCUGUUGCUGCCAGUGGUUCAGGCUAUGCUGCUGUUGCUGUUGCUGUCGAUGGUUCUGGUGAUGCUGCUGCUGCUGCUAGUGGUUCGGGUAACACUGCUGCUGGUGCUGCCGUUGCUGCUGGUGCUGCCGUUGCUGCUGGUGCUGCCGUUGCUGCUGGUGCUGCAUUUGAUGGUGCUCCAGUGGGUGUUGACAGGCAAGUUCUGCAGCUCUCGUCCCUCAUUGGCCAGUUCUGCCAGGCUGAGGUCAGCAGGCGUUCUGCUGACGCCAGCAAGCAGCACACGGCUGACGAUUCGAGUCUUUGCGUGCCAUCCCCGCGCAUGCACGCUGCACACGUGGCAGCCCUUGCUGCUGCACGUGCUGAGCUGGCAGACUUUGAUUGGUUGCACGAGCCUCAGCUGCCAGCUGGCUGUGUGACACCUGUCCCUGUUGCUGCCACCCUGGCAGCGAACUCUAGUGGCUUUGGUGAUGCCGCUGGUGAUGAUGCUUCUGGGCUCAGUAGUGGUGGUGGUACUGGCAGCAUUCACCAGAAGCAGCACCAGCAGCAGCUGCAACCAUCGCCACCCCCCUCACGCACUGCCCUGCUAAGCCAAAUCUGCGCCGAUCUGGCUGUGGUGCUAAAGACAACGGAAGCCAUCCAGAUGUGGGAGGCGGCCGGCGCCACUGUAGAAGCUGACCUGGACCGGCUGCUCUUCUGUUCUUCCUCUCCCCCUCGCCCAUUCGUCCAAGCAGCCUCGUCAGUCCAUCUGCAGGCGGCACAGCAGGCAGAGAGGGCGGCUCGGGCGGCUCAGGUGGAAACAACAGAAGCGCGGCUGGCAGCUCAGAAGCUGGUCGACAGGCUGUCAGUCACGCUGCAGGCGCAGUCAGCCAAUCAUAGUGCGGCCCUCUCUCAAGCGCACCAAGCAGCAGCAGGCCUCUCGUUGGCUGCUGCCAGCCUCGCCCCCUUCCUCUCCCACUCCAUCCUGCCUCUCGUUCGCCAGGCCUUUGACGCGGCGUCUGCAGUGCAGGGCUCAGUCCUUUCUGCUAUGAUCACACCGGAUAUUGUCUCGGCCGCCAAUAAAGUGCAUUCGGAGUGCCGCAGUUUCAUCGGCCUGCUUGAAGCAGUCCAAGGAACAACAUCUUCCCUUCCCUCCUCUCACCCCCACCACCUCUCCUCUCUCCUCAACCUCUCCUCCGUCCUGCACCAGCAAUGCUCCUCCCUCCUCCCAUCCAUCUGCCAUCUCGCACACACCACCCUCUCCGCCCUCCACACUCUCCGACUCUCCAAGCUCUGCCACCUGGCAUCCCAGUCAGCGGUGCCAGCGGUGAGAGACGCUGAGGUGGCAUCAGAAUCGCCGCCAGCGGGGCGGGUCUCAGCGGAAGCGCUGGAUGGCGCUGUGCUGGCAGUGUGCAGGCGUGAGGCAAAGGCAAGGCAGCAUGCGGAGCAGGUCAUAUUGCACCUGCAGCAGAAGCUCAACAAGCAAGACCCUCUUCUGUUCCCUGCUGCCACUGCAAGGUGA
Messenger RNA from Closterium sp. NIES-65, 15930 nucleotides. The record is from the annotation of a GenBank genome assembly. NCBI's taxonomy places the organism in Eukaryota, Viridiplantae, Streptophyta, Zygnematophyceae, Desmidiales, Closteriaceae.